AUGUCUACCCUAUCCGCUACGGCAGAGUCGGUUGACGAAGCCGCCCCUAACUCGGACGAGUUUCAAACCGCAGAUCGCAAGAAGAAGCGGUCAGCCAACGGCGGUCCUCCCGCAAAAGGCCCAAUCAAGCCUUCCAACCUCUACCUAAAAGGGAUUUAUUUAUGCUUCCUAAUUACUGUCCAACCUGUGACCUCUGAGACCUGA
Molecule: messenger RNA, 204 nt
Organism: Pieris macdunnoughi
Lineage: Eukaryota; Metazoa; Arthropoda; Insecta; Lepidoptera; Pieridae
Source: the annotation of a GenBank genome assembly